GGUGCCAUGGGUUUCGAAUUUGGAGUUCGGAUGCCGUGGGUUUUGAAUUUGGGGCUGGAUGCCACGGGUUUCAAAUUUGGAUUCGGGUGCCAUGGGUUUCGAAUUUGGAGUUUGGAUGCCGUGGAUUUCGAAUUUGGGGCUGGAUGGACGCCCUCCAUCCAUGGUUCCGUGUUCCACCAGCGAUCGUCUCUUCUCUUGGAUGGAGAUGCGAGGGUGCCAUACUGCCAUGGGGUUAAGGUGGGUUUAGAGAGAGUGUAUUCAGCGAGCGUUCACUCCAUCAUCUCUACGCGCGCCCCAUUCCUUCCUGGCCGUUAGAUCAGAUCCACCACGUACGGGUCCGGGGAUCAACACUGCCACAGCAAUAGCUCUAGCGGAGGCCUUGCCUGUCGGCGGCAGGAGGGAGUAGUGCUGCAGCGGAUGGGGCCGGCGGCGAAGGCGGUAGCAAAUUGGGGCGGCGGCGGCGGUAGUGGACAGCGGCGCGGCGACCAGCACAAGAGGGCGUGAGGGGCCGCGGGCGAGCUGCUGCUCCUCACGCCCUCUUCUGCUGGUCGACGGAGUGAGGGGCAGCGGAAGAGGGCGGCGUCUGCGUGAGGGGCAGCGGCAGAGGGCUGCGUCGGGAAGAGGGUCGGCUGCUCCUUGCCGUAGGUUUUUCAGGAUCUAUGCAAAGACGGCUUGAUGCAUUGACGGCUUGAUGUGCGUAAAUCGUCCAGAAAUUAUCGUGUGUGUGUGUGUAGCAGCGUUCCCUUGUGAAUUGGCGUGCACCUGCAAUGUGUAACAGGGCUGUGGCACAGCUUGCAUACUAAUUGAGGCUUGGGUUGCAAAUUUGUGAUACAACAGAGGAGAAAUGCUUCAAGCCUUGGGGUUAAAGCUUCGAGACCUGUGGAAGUUCCACAAUACUGCUCCAGAAAAUAUCUUGGAGUUUGCCGAAACUUUUGCUUGCAUAGAUGCUGAAUCCGCAAAUGAAUUGACCAAGGAGAAGUCACUUUCCAUGGAACUUAUCAGUAAAGCAACUGAAGAGAUUAACACCUUGGAGGCUUCUAUGGUUGCCAAACAGAAGAAGAUGUACUUGGGUAAAAAACAGAAAUUGCUGAAAUUGCUUGAAGAAACGCACAUGGUACCUGCUGACAUGAAAUUUGAUCCCAAGAAAAAAGUAGAAUCUGAUUUCCCCAAGGCAAUAUCAGAUUUGAAGAUUAUGAUUAAACAAGUUAAAGUACAAAUUCUUGAAAGAAAAGAUAUUGUCAUGCGAAUUGAACUACUCCAGCAUGCAGUGAAUAAUUCACUCUCUGUGAAAACAUCUGAAAGGCUACUUCGAUCUUUGAAGAAUAUGGUCGUCCUUGAAGGAACAUUUCUAUUUGAUGGCAAGGAUGUCAAGGUUGUUAUAAAUGAAAUCGAAUAUGAAAUGAAACCAGCUUCAACAAAGCCUGCGCUUCCAGUAAAGAAGAGGAUGAGUGCUCGGCUGACUGAGUUGAGGGACAAGGAGCAGUCCAGUCCUGACCUGCCUCCCCCUCCCUAUCCUUCACGAGUUCGCGAUGGGAAUAGGGAACGCAGGAAGGGGGUAUGGGGCAAGGAAUCCAAGAGGUACAUUCAUUUCUCCGACAAGUAUUUCCGGACAGAGGGAGUAUGUGUUUCCAACAGCCUAAAGAGAGUCCAUCCAAGACUAAAAUGAAAAAUGUCCCAUACCGAUGUAUAAUUUCUAGCUCUUCUCCUACAGUCAGAUCUGGAACAUUUAGAUGAAGAUGCUUAGGUACAAAGGGCUGCAUGGGCUGUGGUAACUUGAUCAGAAUGAUGAAAAACAAUAGGUGUCUCAACACUGGAACUAGGAUAGUUUCAUCAUGUCUAAUUUUCCGUGGGCAUUCAGUAUGCCCUGAUGGGAUUGUUGAGUAGUUGUGCCUACAUGGCCACAUGGGCAGAAAUACAGAGGAAAGCCUGGAAACUGUUGAGGUAGAUGCAAUAAAGACAUGCUAAGUUAUUCGAAGUACGGGGAUGGGUUUCUUAUGCUGUCUGUUUUGAGGUGUUGAAACUAAGCCUAGUGGUUGAUGAUAUUUUUCCUAAGUGAAGUUGUCAUUCACAUUUGAUGGGUCUCUCUCUCAAAGCAGGGCAAUCCUUGUCUGAGCUGUACGGUUGAGGUUUCUAUACACGUGGUGCUGCACUCCCACUCCACAUCACUGCAUGCUUGCAGUUGGCUUCCCGAUAAGCA
Molecule: messenger RNA, 2197 nt
Organism: Triticum aestivum (bread wheat)
Lineage: Eukaryota; Viridiplantae; Streptophyta; Magnoliopsida; Poales; Poaceae
Exons: 6
Coding region: 845-1666 (273 amino acids)
Biological process (GO): microtubule cytoskeleton organization
Cellular component (GO): spindle; cytoplasm
Molecular function (GO): microtubule binding
Source: RefSeq, a predicted model, not a curated record